AACAAAUAUAUAUAAGCAAGGGCUGUGGAGGGUGCAGCAGACAGAGGAGGGGAGGCAAAACCCCUGGGUCCUUCUUUCCUGCCAGCUGCAAGACGGCACCACCGGAGCCAGGCGGGCAGCGGAGCGGCCCGGGAUCCCAUCCGGAAUGGACCAGUCAUUUGCAUAAGAGGUGUUGAAUCCCCCCAGCUCUGUGGAUGUCCCUGUAGAGACUUUCCACUCUUCAGUUCUUUCCAGCCUUUGUAUGAUCUGAGAUAAAGGCUUGCUCUUGGACAGUGGACUGUUUAACAGUAUUUUCAGCGGCUAAGAGCGCCAGAGCAGAUUGGCUGAAGUAAAGGGUGCCGUGACGCUGCGGGGGCCAGCAGAGGCGGCCCCGAACAGACGGAGCAGUGGGAAGCCAGGCAGGAGGAGGAAGAUGAGGAUGAUGUCGGCACUCAGCCCGUUGCCUUUUCUGAAGCCCGUUCACCUGAGGUCCCCCCGGAGCUCGCCCGGGGGCCAGCGCCGCCACACACUGCCCGCCAGCGAGUUUCGCUGCCUCAGCCCCGAGGACACCAUCAGCGUGUUCGAGAUCGAGCGGGAAGCCUUUAUAUCCGUCUCAGGGGACUGUCCCCUCCACCCGGACGAGAUCCGCCACUUUCUGAACCUGUGCCCGGAACUCUCCCUUGGCUGGUUUGAGGAAGGGCGGCUCGUGGCGUUCAUUAUCGGCUCCCUCUGGGACCAGGAGAGGCUCAGCCAGGCAGCGCUGACCCUGCACAAGCCGCAGGGCACGGCAGUGCACAUCCACGUGCUGGCCGUGCAUCGCACCUUCCGGCAGCAGGGCAAGGGCUCCAUCCUCAUGUGGCGGUACCUGCAGUACCUGCGGUGCCUGCCCUUCGCCCGGCGUGCCCUGCUCAUGUGCGAAGAUUUCCUCGUGCCCUUCUACCAGAAGUGCGGUUUCGAGGUGCUGGGUCCCUGCCAGGUGACGGUGGGGGAUCUAGCCUUCAUCGAGAUGCAGCACUCCGUGCGGGGACAUGCCUUCAUGCGCAGGAACAGCGGCUGCUGAGCCCCCUCGGCUUGGGCCGGGGGUUGGAGGGAGGCAGUUGGAAGGGGCAUGAGGGGCUGCGACCCCUCUCCAUCCCCGCCAUGACUCUACGUUUUCUCUGGCUAUGGCUGCUCCCUCCGCCACAUCUUGCCUUCCAGCCAGGAGAUCAGCCCAGUCUCAUGCCAGCCCCGCAGGGCCUGGGACAGAAAUCCCCUGC
Molecule: messenger RNA, 1235 nt
Organism: Athene cunicularia (burrowing owl)
Lineage: Eukaryota; Metazoa; Chordata; Aves; Strigiformes; Strigidae
Gene: AANAT
Product: aralkylamine N-acetyltransferase
Exons: 7
Coding region: 413-1039 (208 amino acids)
Biological process (GO): circadian rhythm; response to light stimulus; melatonin biosynthetic process
Cellular component (GO): cytoplasm
Molecular function (GO): aralkylamine N-acetyltransferase activity
Source: RefSeq, a predicted model, not a curated record